CAAAGUUUGCACCAAGAUUUUGUCGUUUCUUUCGAAUCACAUCGAAGUAAUCCACUUUUCUUGAAGCAGACUUGAUUGAUAAUGAUCGUGCCCUCGUCCCUAACAGCUUUCAGAGAUUCCUAGCAGAAUACUUUCCGCAGGAUACUUUAAUCAAUCGACCUUGACCUUCGCGAUGAAUUCAAGUUUACGUGAUGAAGAUUACAUCAAAUUUCUACAAGAUCAAGUAAGGAGGCUUAAUGCUGUACUUGAGGAAUAUCAAAAGAAAUACCUGCCAGUAAAGGAACCAGAUGUGAAGGGCACAGAGCCACUUCCACCAUGGAUCACAAACUCCAGCAUCCUAUCUCCUCUUCUGGCAGAGUAUGACAACAAUAUAAGAGUUUCCCAGGAGCAGGUGUCAUUCUUGAAGGAGGAGUUAUCAUCCUUGAAACAGAAGACAGACCAUGUUGUGCAGGAAAACACCAGGUUACAUGAAGAGUUAAGAAGAAGCAUUGAGGCACAAAUGGACAUUGUGCGGCAAGGAGAAGGAAGUGGUGUUGAAAAGGAAGUGAUGGGGAACAUGCAACACCAACUUCAGCUAUUGUCACAGGAAAGAGACAGCUACGUUGAACUGUGGCAAAAUGCAUGCAGCGAACUGGAAAAGCUUCAGGAAAUUGAAAGGGAGAAAGAUGGAGACCUUAAAGCCAGAUCAAGGACCAUGGCAAGCUUGCAGAAUGACCUUCAUAAAGCCAGGCAGUUUGCCGAGGAACUCCAAUCAGUAAACAGAAAGCUAAGAAUGGAACAGGAAAAAUUUCUCACAACAGCUCAGACCCAAGAUCAAGAAAUCGAUCAAGUCCGCGGUGAUUUGAGGAGAUGCAAAGCUGAGUUAAAAAACUGCAAAUCCCAGAACGAAGAACUUCGAAAAACGCUGGAGAUAAUGGAAGGACAAAUAAGGGCUAGGGACAGGGAGAGAGGUGACGAAGUUAACAGGGAACAGUCUGUGGAUACACGAGUAGAACAACUACAGACUGCGCUCAUUGAACUUGAGUCAAGGCUUUCCGCAACACUCAAAGAAGUCGGACGCCUCCGAUCAGAGAAAGCGGAGUUGGAAGAAAGAUUGGAGGUUUUACAGAAAAGAAGUGCUGAACAGGAGCAGCGUGAAUUUGAAGCCAUCUCCCAUGUGAGGGACAGUGUUCAGAUGGUGGAAAAUGCGAUUCUGGAGAGAGAUCAGGCUCUUGUCCGCGAGCAACAGAAAACGCAAGAAGUGAGCAGACUACAGGAAGUCAUCAAUAAAAUACUGAGAGAAGCUGGGAAAAGAACAAGAGAGGAGGUGGAUUCUGUUCGGGACCAAUGCAACAAAAAUAUCCAGAAAUUAAUGGAGGAGAUGCACUUCCUGGAAAUGGAAGGAGCGGAGAAACAGGCUCAAUUAGAAAGAUCACUCAGGGAAAAAGCUGCGGUGGAAAAAGAACUUGAAAAGUUGUAUCAAGAGGGACCGUCCGAGAUUGCGCGGACAGGAAUGACCUUCGACGAGUUACAGAAACGGACCGGUUACGCCGAGAGAACCCGGGACGAGGCUUUAAGGAGAGUAGAUAGCCUCAAUUCGACGCUCAAGAAAAUAGAAACCAAACAUGAACAAGAGAAAUCUCAGGGUGUCUCGGAAAUUAGCGAACUAAGAAGAAGAAUAAAACAACUUGAGGAGGAAAAUGAGGAAAUGUCAGACAACAGACUUCAACUGAUAGAUGAAAUAGACAAGCAAAAACGCGAACUUCUGUCCGCCAGACAAGCAAAAGAAGCUGCUGAACACCAGUGCACUACAGAGGUAGCAUCGCUUAAACAACAGCACGAGCUACGUGAAAGAGAUUUUGAAUCGCGGCUGCGCAAUGUCGAGGAGAUGAACAGGCAGUCAGUAAACGAACUCAGAGAAAUGCUAAAUGGACAGCAGAAACUCGGAGCUCAGUGGAAAGAGGAAUCAAAAGCGGUAACACAGAAGUUCGAGCAAACAGUUAGCGAGUUAAGACAAGAAAUUAACAAGCAGAAGAGACGAAAUGAUGAACUUAACCGUCAGGUGAACGAAGAACGACAGAAAAGGGAGCAGCUGGAGUCCAAACUUUCUUCGUCAAAACUGUCUCAAGAGAAACUUCAGAGUAUGGUGGUCGAUGCUGAAACGAGGGCGGAUGCAGCCAGCUCUCAGGUAACGACGCUUCUAAAUCGCGAAAGACAACUCUUACAGGAAAGAAAACUGCUAAACCGUGAAUUCGAGAGACUUAAAUUAGAAAAGAGUCGGCCUGGGUCAAACAGAAUCCGGGAACCUCCUCAAAGACUCUCAGACCUGCUGAGCACUGCAAACGCGGGCGCACCUAUUCAUGAGCCUGCAGUUCGUUUGGACUUGAUGUCUCCGAGGGAAGAUGGCGGUUUCUCGCGAGAGCUUGACGGCAUCGGUUCCAGAACGGCUCUCAACGGGAUUUCAAGAGACAGAGUCAUUCUUUGAUGAAAGGAAAAAAGUUUAGUCUUGCUGUAAAUUACGAACCUCGCUACGCUAAGUCUGCACUGCAAUAACAACACGGUGUAGAUAGCUAUCAAUCAGUUGAACUUGUUUGCUUCCAAGAAAAAUGUGGAGGUUAUAAUAUAGGUAGAAAUAUACGAAUUGUGAACUCUA
Messenger RNA from Orbicella faveolata, 2632 nucleotides. RefSeq names its product sodium channel and clathrin linker 1-like. Gene Ontology annotation, cellular component: centrosome; centriole. Lineage: Eukaryota; Metazoa; Cnidaria; Anthozoa; Scleractinia; Merulinidae. The record is from RefSeq and is a predicted model, not a curated record. Gene Ontology annotation, biological process: clustering of voltage-gated sodium channels; centrosome cycle; cilium assembly.